Molecule: messenger RNA, 2089 nt
Organism: Glycine soja
Lineage: Eukaryota; Viridiplantae; Streptophyta; Magnoliopsida; Fabales; Fabaceae
Product: chromosome partition protein Smc-like
Exons: 1
Coding region: 172-1863 (563 amino acids)
Source: RefSeq, a predicted model, not a curated record
UAGUGUGAGCCACACGUGGUGAGCGAACGUCGUGGUUUUGAAUUCCGAAGCGGUUGGAAUUUGGAAAUGUAAAGAAGGAUUGGGUUGAAUUUGAAGACAGCUUGAUCCUGUGGUAUAUAUAUGGCGUAAAAGAUAAGAAAAAACCCUAGAUAACCCCUCACUCCCUCAAAUAUGGCCAAAAAGAAAGUGUCCGAAUCUCUGGACCCCAUGGCUGCCCCAACCGAUGACUCCUCCUCGGCACUGCAGAUUCAGAACCUCAAAAACCUCAACGCCCUCCUUCUCAAGGAGACCACCCAACGCCGCCACCAGAUUCACUCUCUCCAGUCCGCCCUCCACCGCUCCGCCGUCACAUUCGACACCAACCUCGCCUUCCACCUCCAAAACGCCGUCGUUUCCGUCUUCUUCAAGAACCAGCUCCAGGAAAUGAACCUCCGCUUCGACACCCUGCUCGGAGAUAGGGACUUCGAGGUUUCCGCUCUCAAGCACCAGCUCAGCGACCUCGUCGCGCGUCUCGAGAACGAAACGACUGCUCUCGCCGAGGAUCGUGACGGGCUCUUUCGCGAGACGAAGCGGCUGGAGGCGAGCGUCGACCGAGAGAGGAAGCUUCGGGAGGAAGCGGAGAAGGUUAGGUCGGAAGGCGAAGAGUUUUUGUCUCGGAAACAGAGAGACAUUGCGGAACUGGAAACUGAGCGAGAUUUGGCGGUUAAGAGUUCUCAGGAGUCGCGUACUGCGAUUGGAACGUUGAAGGAGGCGAUUGAAGCGGUGACUAGGGAGAAGAGUGAGAUUCAAAGCCGAAACAGUGCUCUAGAGACGAAAAUCGGUUAUCUGGAAACUGAGUUGAAGCAACUCAACGAUUAUACGCGGAAGGAAGAGGAGAUUACGCGUGCGAAGAUUCUCGAACUGGAAGGGAACCUUGGCAUUGCCAUGCAGAAGGAAGAGGAGAUGAAAAUGGAGAUAAGUGCUCUUCUGAAGGAGAAGAAGGAGGUGGAAAUGAAUGUUGAAAUGUUAACAGAGGAAAAAGAUGGUGUUCGUGAGGCUCUGAGUGUGGUUCAGAAGGAGUUGGAGGAUAAGCAGCGCGAGCUUGAUGAAGCUGUUAAGGGAAGGAAUGAGAUUGAGGAGGUCAAGGUCAAUCUCGAGGAUAAAAUUGUUGAGUUGCGAGGGAAAGUGAAUGAGUUGAAAGAGUCUGGUAAAAAGUUUGAAGAGGAAAACAAACAGUUGCUUUCGCAGGUUAAGCGUUAUGAAAAUGCUGUUGAUGAAGCUGUGCUUGAGAAGGAUAGCAUCAAGAAGGCCUUUGACGAGGAGAAGAAGAAAGUGGUGAAGUUAGAGUUGCUUAUUGCAAAAACGAAGGAAGUGGCUGCGAAAAGUGAUGCUGAGUUGGGACAAGUGAGAAGUGAAAGAAACAAGCUAGUUGAGAAGGAAAAGGAACUAGAAGGCAAUGUGAGUGUUUUGAGGGAAGAAAAUGAAGCAUUGCAGGGUAUGCUCGCGAAGGCGCGAAAGGAGUCCAAGGAUUUGAAUGCCAAGGUUGAAGUUUGGUGCAGCAAUUCAAACAAAGCACUGUCAUUGUUGAAGACUACUGCUGCUGCACUUGUGUGUCAACACAAGGAAAGGGGUGGCGAUGAAGUGGUGGCGGCGGCCGAUGAGAAUCCUGUGGAAGAAAUUCAGCCGUAUGCUCAAGAACUGGAUGCAAUAAAGAAGGCUUUCAAAACAAAGGAUGAGAUGGUAGAUGACAUGAAGCAACAACUUGUUUCACUCAACAAGUCUGUGGCUGAGGCACACAAGAGUAAGAGCUUGUGGACUGUGAUAUCCUCUGCAACUACAAUUUUUGCUGCUGUCUUAGCUGCUUAUGUUGCUAGAGGACGCUGAUGAACUUUUGUGCUUUUUUCACUUCUUAUAUGAAUGAAUGACUUACUUUGGUAAUAGGAUCAAGAUAGAUAUAUGCCUUUUAUAAUAUGAACUAGUUGAGCUCAGCUAUAUGUAUCUUGAUCGUUAUUAGAGAAUAACAUUUUGAUCUGCAUUGAGCUCAAAACUUGAAGAAAUAUGCAAGCUACUUACCUAUAAUCAAUGCUAUGUUGUUUGGUGUUAACAUCUA